Messenger RNA from Anisakis simplex (herring worm), 582 nucleotides. Lineage: Eukaryota; Metazoa; Nematoda; Chromadorea; Rhabditida; Anisakidae. The record is from the annotation of a GenBank genome assembly.
AUGUGGGAAAGGGAAAUUGUAUUCGUUUUGUUUUUGAAGGAUAUGUUAGAAGUGGCGUUCGAUUUGAUCGAUAAAGAGGUGCAUGUGGAUUGGCCAAUCCUGAAACGAGCUCUGGUGCAUUCGAUUUGGACACCCAAUAAGAAGUACACGAAAGAGGGUGAAGAUAUCGUUUGUGAAGAGUUGACUGAAGAGGAGCAAUCGCUUUAUGAUGGUUACGUGAUGAGCACGAGAAAACGUGAAUUUGAACGGUACGGUAUCGAGGUGAAUACAAACGCGGGUGCACCGAAUAAAGCCGUGGCAUUGGUACGACGUAUGCUGGGCGUUCAGUACGGAGUGAAGAAACGUAAGGUCGUCGCGAUACGGCAGUGGUGUGCAGUGGACGAUCUGAGACCGGUGUCGCUGAAUCUCGUCGUGCAGGUGAGCUGCAUUUUAGGACAUUGUUCAGUUAUGAAUGACGAAGGAGAAAACAAUAAAAAUAUUAAUACCAAUGUCAUUAUCAUUAUCGACAUUGUCAUUAUUGUUAUUAUUAUUUUUAUUAUUGUUUUACUGACUGUGUUCUGUACAUGUUUAGGUGAUAUAUAA